Messenger RNA from Acanthochromis polyacanthus (spiny chromis), 13946 nucleotides. RefSeq names its product phospholipid phosphatase related 5b (gene plppr5b). The record is from RefSeq and is a predicted model, not a curated record. Gene Ontology annotation, biological process: phospholipid dephosphorylation; signal transduction; phospholipid metabolic process. Lineage: Eukaryota; Metazoa; Chordata; Actinopteri; Pomacentridae. Bases 259 to 1236 code for a protein of 325 amino acids. Gene Ontology annotation, molecular function: phosphatidate phosphatase activity. The transcript has 8 exons.
GCGUCUUAGCAGCGGAACCCCCAUGCACGCACCGCAGACGAUCCGGUAAGUAAAACAAGGAAAAUGCGGAAAGAGAUCAGAAGAUAAGCCGGAAUAUACCGGAGCCAGUGGGAACACAUGUCGGGAGCUACAGACAGCGGACAGGGCUGAGGUCAGAGGGGGAGCCGGGGCUUCCUGCUGCCGCUGACUGACAUCCAGAGAGGCGGGACGUACACUUGGAGCUGUCCAGGAUUGUUCUGAGAGGAUAAAUAAGUCAACAUGCCUCCAAAACAACUCAGCAAAAAAGAGCGAAGGAAACUGUACACCUCUCUAGCAGGCGAGCUGGUGAUCAUGGCCGGGACCGUCAUGCUGGCCUACUACUUCGAGUACACCGACACCUUCACCGUGCACGUGCAGGGCUUCUUCUGCUACGACACCGCCUACACCAAACCGUACCUGGGACCGGAGGACCGCAGCGCCGUGCCGCCCGUGCUGCUCUACGCCGUGGUGGCGGGGCUGCCCACGCUGCUGAUCACAAUCACAGAGACUGUGCUGUUCCUGGUUCAGUACACAUCCAAAGAGUUCGACCGGUCAGAGAAGACGCUGGCCACUGGAGACUGCUGUUACCUCAACCCGCUGGUGCGCAGGACCUUCCGCUUCCUUGGAGUCUACACCUUUGGCCUCUUCACUGUUGACAUCUUCGUCAACGCAGGGCAGGUAGUGACAGGAAACCUGGCACCCUACUUCCUGACGGUCUGUAAGCCGAACUACACUGCACUAGGCUGCCAACAGGCCCUGCGCUACAUCAGCCAUCAGGAGGCCUGCACAGGAAACCAGGACGACAUUCUGCGGGCUCGGAAGACCUUUCCUUCCAAGGAAGCGGCACUCAGUGUCUAUGCAGCACUCUACCUGGCUAUGUAUGUGACGUGCACAGUGCAGGCAAAAGGCACUCGUCUGGCCAAGCCAGUACUGUCUCUCGGGCUCAUAUGUCUGGCCUUCCUCACUGGACUGAACCGUGUGGCUGAAUACCGGAACCACUGGUCAGAUGUCAUCGCCGGCUUUAUCAUCGGCACUGCCAUUGCUACUUUUCUGGUGGUGUGUGUGGUCCAUAAUUUCAAAGGGAAGUUGCUGCUGAAUGAGGAGUCAUUGGCAGAGCAGCAGACCAACACAGCCAUGCUCAACACCAGCCGGGUGGAGAGUCCUCUGGAGAAGUACAUUGCUUCGCAGAAUCACAUCGCCUUCGCUGAGGUCACAUGACGUGGAGUCGGCUGUGUGGCAGACCCACUGGACAUCCACGCUCUUCACUGUCCAAUCCUAUUAACUGGAGUGCAGCGCUAAACCAUUCUCUGUAUUUGUCUGGUCUGCGGUAUGUUGUUCAGUGUUGUCUUUAUCAGGCCCCUGUUGUCUUUUGCAGCUUCUUGUAGGAACAAAAAAUAAAGAAAGAGCAGUCAGUAACUCAGUGGGACAGAUUGCUUCUGCUUUUUCCAUCUAUGCACUUAUUCUGAAUCCUUGUCAAACUCUCGCCUUCCAAGUAAAGCUUUGUUUUGAGGCAGAUCCUGCAGUGGACUUGUGGGAGAUGAGAAGAAUUAGAAGAACAAGUGAAGAACUGGAUGUGCCAUCUUAACUCUGCCUCGGUCAAUUAUUCUGUCAUUUUAUCGAUGUAACAACAUUGUUCCAAAAAGGUGUCUAUUAGCAAAACUAUCUAGUCAGUUAAGUUUCCAAAGCCUUUUGUUUUUUUUUUCUUAUUUUCACCUUUAAGAUUUUGUUAUUGCUGUUAUCACAUCACCUUUAUACCUUUAUACAUUUGAAGCACUACUGUGAAUAUCAGGGUGUCACACUGACGUCUGACCUCAUAUUUAUCAACCUUGCCUAUGUGAAACUUUGGACUCUAAGUAAAAAGUACCAUUACACAUCCAUUUCUCACAAACUUAAGAAUGAAAGCCAUUCAAGCAUUUUUUUUCUUUUUUAUGUUCCUAAAUUUAAGACUGUCACAAGUCUCUCAAGACUACACAAUGUUUGUCUGCUAACACAAUCACUUUGUCAAAUGCAAUGACUGGAGUCAUAAAUUCUUGCUGUGACUUAGCUGAGAGACAUGACAGCUGUAGCUUGCUGUCUUUCACCAUCUGUGUGAUGUCACUGGGUAGGCAGUGCCAGGGACCAACUUCCACAAACAAGAACAAAGACAGCAGUUGAAAGCAGAGUGCAUGAUACUGGCUGUCUUGUGUUCAGAAAAGCCUUGAAAAUAUGAAGCAACUGUGUUUUGUUCCAAGAGGACAGUUAUGGGUUGUUGGCCCCAUAGCCUUUCACAUCUCUAUGUUUACUGUUGUCUGUGGAGAAAACACUGUGAUCCUAUUGGUCAACAUCACAGACACAUGGUUCUUUUGUAUGAGGUGAGAGGGGGUAUAAAAUUCUAAUACGCCUGUCCUUUUGUCUGGAUGACGCAAGGCAUUCGUGAUGCAGCAGCGGUUGUCUUGAUACACGACAUGGGAUAAAAGUCAAAACAUCAGUUGUCAUGCCCAACAUCUAUUCUAAAUCACACUCUACCUCUUUUUGGUCCCACAAAAGGGCACAGUCCAGCGAGCAUUUAUGACAAUGUUGUAGUGAUUCUUAGUGAUUUAGUUAAGGAUAAAAACCAAUCUGAGCUUGGCUUUCAAAACUCUGUUAAAGACAACCUCCUGUAAUUUCAUUGUUCAUUUUGUUGGAGGAGGCUUGUUGUUAAGGCUGUAUUGUGUUUUUCCAGCACGUGAGCGAGCAUGCCGUUGAUGUACUGGGAAUUGGGUAUACUCUGGGACAAAUCCUGGUGGGCUACUACAUUGGUAGGCUCUCAAAAAACUCGAUGUUUCUACAGGCCUUGAUUUUCUCUUUACUGUUCCUCUCCUGUGGGUCAUUUGAGGUGCACAGGAGAGUGUGCUACAUGAUUGAGUCAAACCACACCAACCCAACAGUGGAAAGAUGUGGGUGUUCACCAGGCAGGGCUUGUUGCAGUGUUUCUCUUGCAAAUCUUGGUGUGUAAAUGUGUUUUUUUAGCAGUCUAGUGCAGACACACACACACAUACACACAAGUAUUUAUAUAUAUAUAUAUAUAUAUAUAUAUAUAUAUAUGAUUAGGUCCUUGGUUUACGACAUCCUCAACCUACGGCGUUUUCGUUGUUACGUCAGAACUUAGCUUGGAAAAUCCAAACUGAAUCUCCAUGUAAUCUCCUAUCUCCAUGUUAGGAGAUACAGGAGAGUCAGUUUGGUAUUGGGCGAAUUGAAUCGCGUUUCCCUCCCGGGACAGUUUGGUACGACCAAUCAUAGCACGGGAGGCGGGAGUUAAUGCUGCGUCAUCUUCAGUGCCUGGAUUCAGUGCCGGAGGAGGAGGAGGGGGGCCAAAGCGAAUCUUUUUGUGGUCUCUUGGCGUUUUGGAUGGCGUUUCGUUGCCUCUUUUCACUUGACGUUUCCGACGAUGAGGAGGCAGUGGAUGGCUCGCUUCUUGCCAUUGUUCGUACAGAGGAAAAUCCCGUUCCAAACGUGUGAGUAAAUUUAAGCAACUUUUACACAUACGCACCAACCUGGUUUGGCUCCGAUUUAAAGUUAUUCCUAACACCGCUAAUCGUUCGGAAGGAGUCUUUUGUUGCGUAGCCUUUUCAACAAUAAGUGUUGUACUUGAGAGUACCCCAUGUAUUCACAGAUUUUUGUGACAAAAACAGCAGUAAUCAUUCACCGCGAUGCUUUCUUGGCUGCAUGCCAUUGUUGUUUGGACUACAUGGACUCCAAGGUCGAUUUGUUUGUGCGUCACAUCCGCGUUACGCUGAUUGGUUCUUUCUUGUUCAAGCUGCAUUCGUUAGCCCCUCCUUUUUGAAGUCGUUUCCUGUCAUCAAAUGUCAGACUGCCUUUAUUUGUAUUUAUAUCAAUACAUAAAUAAAGUCAGUCUGGAUUUUCCAGGCAAGUCAGAACUGGCUAUGUGGAACUAGUUAACAAGCGGAGUGGACGAAUACAUCGUCAUGAGGCGCUAUCAGACGGCUUUGUUUACAUUCUCUGGUUGUACUCCACCUUGGAUUGUGCUACAUUCACUAACUUUUCGUCCUUCAUUAUGGCUCCCAAACUCAAGUCAGACUCUUCUGACGGUAGUGCUUCUAAGAAAUGGAAAGCCGUCUCCAUGUAAGUGAGAUUAGAUAGAAUACAAUGCUGGGAACAGGCCAAACACUGAUGAACAUGGGUCAAGUUGUAAAAACAGGUCAAUAUAUAUUGUAGCAACCCUCUGUGAUGAAUGAGUGAGACUUUAUCUGGUUCUCUGGUCGUUUAUUGAACCUUCACACAGACUACUGUGGACCACAGCCAAUGCCAGAAUAACUAGAAAAACCCCAUAACUUAGCUCCAGAAUAAGUAGAAAAACCCCAUAACUUAGCUCCAGAAUAAGUAGAAAAACCCCAUAACUUAGCUCCAAAAUAAGUAGAAAAACCCCAUAACUUAGCUCCAGAAUAAGUAGAAAAACCCCAUAACUUAGCUCCAGAAUAACUAGAAAAACCCCAUAACUUAGCUCCAGAAUAAGUAGAAAAACCCCAUAACUUAGCUCCAGAAUAACUAGAAAAACCCCAUAACUUAGCUCCAGAAUAACUAGAAAAACCCCAUAACUUAGCUCCAAAAUAAGUAGAAAAACCCCAUAACUUAGCUCCAAAAUAAGUAGAAAAACCCCAUAACUUAGCUCCAAAAUAAGUAGAAAAACCCCAUAACUUAGCUCCAGAAUAAGUAGAAAAACCCCAUAACUUAGCUCCAGAAUAACUAGAAAAACCCCAUAACUUAGCUCCAAAAUAAGUAGAAAACCCCAUAACUUAGCUCCAGAAUAAGUAGAAAAACCCCAUAACUUAGCUCCAGAAUAAGUAGAAAAACCCCAUAACUUAGCUCCAGAAUAACUAGAAAAACCCCAUAACUUAGCUCCAGAAUAAGUAGAAAAACCCCAUAACUUAGCUCCAGAAUAACUAGAAAAACCCAUAACUUAGCUCCAGAAUAACUAGAAAAACCCCAUAACUUAGCUCCAGAAUAACUAGAAAAACCCCAUAACUUAGCUCCAGAAUAACUAGAAAAACCCAAUAACUUAGCUCCAGAAUAAGUAGAAAAACCCAUAACUUAGCUCCAGAAUAACUAGAAAAACCCCAUAACUUAGCUCCAGAAUAACUAGAAAAACCCAAUAACUUAGCUCCAGAAUAAGUAGAAAAACCCCAUAACUUAGCUCCAGAAUAAGUAGAAAAACCCCAUAACUUAGCACCAGAAUAACUAGAAAAACCCCAUAACUUGGCACCAGAAUAAGUAGAAAAACCCAUAACUUAGCUCCAGAAUAACUAGAAAAACCCCAUAACUUAGCUCCAGAAUAACUAGAAAAACCCAAUAACUUAGCUCCAGAAUAAGUAGAAAAACCCAAUAACUUAGCUCCAGAAUAAGUAGAAAAACCCCAUAACUUAGCUCCAGAAUAAGUAGAAAAACCCCAUAUCUUAGCUCCAGAAUACCUAGAAAAUCCCUAUAGCUUAGCUCCAGAAUUAACAGGCGUUCCCAAAUCUCUCUCACUCAACACACGGAGCAACGCACACACACGACUGCUGACUCUCUGCUAAUCACAGGUGAGCUGACUAAACAUGACACGUUCACUGAUAACUGAAUAAUAAAUAUUGAAAGAUCAACAACAACAUUCUGUUACAAUAGUCUGUUAACUUCUAGUAAAAUGAUUCAAACGCAUGAAAAUCAUUGAUAUUUAUGACUUUUCUGAAGAACUAAACAAUAUCGUGAUACAUGUAACGGCUUUGUUUACAUCUGAAGAGUUCCGACUUACGGCGAAAAUCAACUCCUGAGGAACGGAACUCCGACUUAAGUGGAGGACCCCCCCCCCCCCCCCCCCCCCCCACGCCUCCCAAACAUGCACACACACAGAGUAAACUCCAACCAAUGAAAACACUAUACACUGACUGCUGUACUUUCAGGAAACUGUUAUGGGUUUCUUAGCUGCACUGGAUAAUCACUAACAUUCCCCUUUCUUUUGAUCUCUUUUCUCUUUUUCUUGUGGGCUAGUUGAAAUUAGUUCUUAAGUGUGUGGUAGCAUGAACACUGUACAUGACAAAUGGACAUCAUUAAACGAGCACAAAUUCUCUCCAGCUAAAAAUAAUCCAAUUUGCUUUUUUUUUUUUUUUUUUUUUAUGAGGAAGCUAGUGAAAUACAGGGCUGCACAGUGAGGUAGUGGUUAGCACUUUCGCCUUGCAGCAAGAAUAUCCCCGGUUCAAAUCCAGGGGUGGGCCUGGGAUCUUUCUGCAUGGAGUUUGCAUGUUCUCCCUGUGCAUGCGUGGGUUUUCUCCGGGCACUCCGGCUUCCUCCCACAGUCCAAAAAUAUGCUGAGGUUAAUUGGUUAUUCUAAAUUGUCCGUAGGUGUGAAUGUGAGUGUGAUUGUGUGUCUGUAUAUGUAGCCCUGUGACAGACUGGUGACCUGUCCAGGGUGUCCCCUGCCUUCACCCGACUCAGCUGAGAUAGACUCCAGCACCCCCCAUGACCCUAGUGAGAAUAAAGCGGUGUAUAGAGAAUGGAUAGAUGGAUAGUGAAAUACAGUUAAGUCUGACACGAGAGUCAAAACUGAGAUUUCUUUUUAUGCAUUUAUUAGUCCAAAGUCAGUCUUUGUCUUCUCAUCUCACAUCUGAUGCUUUCUGCUAUGUCAAAUCAGGAUGAAAUGGUGAUAGAAAAUCUACAGAUCAGAUUUGCCAUCUCUUUUCUGAGAGAAAGUAUUUAUUUAUGGCCUGUGUCCUUGAUAUGAAAGAGACAUGGAGACAUGCUGGGCUACCCUCAGACUGGGGGAAGACAUAUCGGUCGUCCCAUCAGAACAUGAAUGCCUUUGAUCAUUGGCAAGGCUACAACUUUUUUGAUUGCAUUAUUUUUUCCUCUAAAAUCUCUCAUACUAUUCAACGUAACAUUAAAUGUAAAAAAAAAUGUCCUGUUACUGUGACCUGAUUGGAUUUUUAAUCCAGAUACUACAUUAAUUACUAUAGUUCAUAAUGGAUAUAAUGCAGUUAUGGCCUGUAUGAUUUAAAGUGUGAUGUUACUAUUUUACUAGUUGAGUGUUUGAAGAUCAGAACCUAUUGCAAUUUGGAGAGAUGUUUUCAGGUUCACACAAAACUGCUGUUUUUUUUUGUUUUUUGUUUUAUUUUUUGUCAAAUGUUAAGACAUAUCGGUUCUGUCUCUGUGUGUACAGACAAAAAUGAUGCAGGAUGUAUUUUGCCAAGUUUAGUACAAAGGCAGGAUUCAGAGGGUUUAUGUUUCCUUUUUAGAUUCUGUGUGUACUUAAAUAACACACUUUUAUUUUUGUAUGAAGAUACAUAUGAGUGCUUUGGAAAUGUUGUAUGAUCACAGAAAAGCAACAAAAGAUCAGAGUGGAGAUGGGGAAAUGAAAAAUGUUUGGAUUUUGAAUUUGAAGAAUUCCAUGACUGCAUUGUCAUCAAUAUUUUUGAUAUCACUCUUCUAACAAAACCACUCUGCGUGAAGUAAAAAGAUCACUUACAGUUCCAGAAGUCACUAAGAAUCAUCAUCCAGCUCUGCAGUGCUGCUUAGCGUGUUAGCCUCAUUUAGCUCAUUUGUUCAAUUUCUCUGCACAGUUUGAGAAUCUGAGUUAUUGCCAUCAGCCCCCAAGGAAGCUGUUCCCAAGUUGUAGAACAGUGUGGAGCUAAUUGCCCGAGUACCUGACUACUACCAUUAUAUUUUGGUCACACAGCUAACAAUCAUUUUUUUGUUUGUUUUUUUUAAAAAACCCAGCAAUUUGCUUAGUAUUUGCUGCUGCUCUGAGGUAUUUCCAGAAUUCUCAAGGAAUCAUCUGAUUUAAUAAAUUGUUUUCUUUCUAAACCAAUACGGUGACCCAGAAAUUACCUACAGCAUUACUGUAUAGCACAGCACAGAAUAUAUGCAUUUAAUGCGGUGUUGUACAAAUGUAAAGAAAUCUGUACAUCUGUCGCAGGAUUUCUUAUUAUUGUCGUGGCUGAGGAUCGUUUUUUUAUGGGUGGAUGUUUUUAUUCAUGCAGCAGAAGGAAUUUGGUAACCAACAGACACUCACACCUGAUGGGGAUGGUGCUGGUUAAUAAUCUAAACAGCUGAAGUGACUAAACACUUUGGCACAGUACUUCAUUUGUACAGUAUGUGUCUGAGAUUCUGAAAAUACAGUGGAUACAGAAAGUAGUCAGACUUUCUCAGAAAUGUUAAUUUUCGCAUCAGUCUGCGUUCAGUAACCUGUCAUGACAAAGUAAGAUUAUUUUAUGGACUUUUAAAAAAAAUUAAGUUAUUAAAUAGGACAAUGAAGAGAGAGAGACAGGAAAUGUGGGUAGGAGAGAAAGACAUACAGUCAUGGCUAGGGUUGCCAUCCGUUCCUUAAAAUAGGGAAUCGUCCUUUAUUUGACAAUUAAUUGUAGCGUCCCGUAUUGAUUCAAUACGGGACGCUAAUUGUUCCAUAUUUUCAUAAAUGUCCCAUACACAUCUGUAACACACGCAUCAAAACUGCAUAAUAAGCAAAAUAAAACACAGGAAAUAUUAAGGGCAGCCAGUUUCAUCUUCCUUAGACCUAUGUCGCGAGGACCCGUUGCGAGGUCCAGCAGGUCUGUUUGCCGGUCCUGUCACGGGUUUCCUGGUUACAGAUGCUGCUGCUCCCGCGUGUCUAAAAAUGUCUACAGCCGAAACUCCACCACGUCCAAAGAAGCAAAAACGUUUUCAAAAGCACAGACUGGAAGACUGGAACUCCUGGCAAUAGGUACAGGGCAAACUGUGUUUUCUGUUGCUCAUAGACUGAAGUAAGGCAGCAUCAGGAGACCAACAUGUAAGAAACAUGAGAACAGAGAGAACCCAACCAGCAGGUCACAGUUUAUCAUCAUCUAAUCAUCUCCUGAAGUCCCUUUGGUAAGAGACAUCAGUACACACGUGGACAAAAUUGUUGGUACCCCUCAGUUAAAGAAGGAAAAACCCACAAUUCUCACUGAAAUCACUUGAAACUCACAAAAGUAACAAUGAAUAAAAAUUUAUUGAAAAUUAAAUAAUCAAAAUCAGCCAUCACUUUUGAAUUGUUGAUUAACAUAAUUAUUUAAAAAAACAAACUAAUGAAAUAGGGCUGGACAAAAAUGAUGGUACCCAUAACUUAAUAUUUUGUUGCACAACCUUUUGAGGCAAUCACUGCAAUUAAACGAUUUCUGUAUUUGUCAAUGAGCGUUCUGCAGCUGUCAACAGGUAUUUUGGCCCACUCCUCAUGAGCAAACAGCUCCACUUGUCUCAGGUUUGAUGGGUGUCUUCUCCAAAUGGCAUGUUUCAGCUCCUUCCACAUAUGUUCAAUGGGAUUCAGAUCUGGGCUCAUAGAAGGCCACUUUAGAAUAGUCCAACGCUUUUCUCUCAGCCAUUCUUGGGUGUUUUUGGCUGUGUGUUUUGGAUCGUUGUCCUGUUGGAAGACCCAUGACCUGCGACUGAGACCAAGCUUUCUGACACUAGGCAGCACAUUUCUCUCCAGAAUGCCUUGAUAGUCUUCAGAUUUCAUCGUACCUUGCACACUUUCAAGACACCCUGUGCCAGAUGCAGCAAAGCAGCCCCAAAACAUUACUGAGCCUCCUCCAUGUUUCACCGUAGGGACAGUGUUCUUUUCUUCGUAUGCUUGGUUUUUGAGUCUAUGAACAGAGUUGAUGUGCCUUACCAAAAAGCUCCAGUUUGGUCUCAUCUGUCCAAAGGACAUUCUCCCAGAAGCUUUGUGGCUUGUCAACAUGCAUUUUUGCAAAUUCCAGUCUCGCUUUUUUAUGAGUUUUUUCAGCAGUGGUGUCCUCCUUGGUCGUCUCCCAUGAAGUCCACUUUGGCUCAAACAACGACGAAUGGUGCGAUCUGACACUGAUGUACCUUGGCCUUGGAGUUCACCUUUAAUUUCUUUGGAGGUUGCUCUGGGCUCUUUGGAUACAAUUCCAACGAUCCGUCUCUUCAAUUUGUCAUCAAUUUUCCUCUUGCGGCCACGUCCAGGGAGGUUGGCUACUGUCCCGUGGGUCUUGAACUUCUGAAUAAUAUGAGCCACUGUUGUCACAGGAACUUCAAGCUGUUUAGAGAUGGUCUUAUAGCCUUUACCUUUAAGAUGUUUGUCUAUCAUUUUUUUUCGGAUGUCCUGGGACAAUUCUCUCCUUCGCUUUCUGUUGUCCAUGUUCAGUGUGGUACACACCUUUUCACCAAACAGCAGGGUGACUACUUGUCUCCCUUUAAAUAGGCAGACUGACUGAUUAUGAGUUUGGAAACACCUGUGAUGUCAAUUAAAUGACACACCUGAGUUAAUCAUGUCACUCUGGUCAAAUAGUUUUCAAUCUUUUAUAGAGGUACCAUCAUUUUUGUCCAGGCCUGUUUCAUUAGUUUGUUUUUUUAAAUAAUUAUGUUAAUCAACAAUUGAAAAGUAAUGGCUGUUUUUGAUUAUUUAAUUUUCAAUAAAUUUUUAUUUAUUGUUACUUUUGUGAGUUUCAAGUGAUUUCAGUGAGAAUUGUGGGUUUUUCCUUCUUUAACUGAGGGGUACCAACAAUUUUGUCCACGUGUGUACAUGGUUGUGAAUUUACCAGAGGAGGAUUAUAGUCAGACUAAUGUGGCCGUAGACUCUACAGUAUUUUAGUGACAAUAAAUGCAUAAGUUGUUUAAUAGUAUUUUAAAUGAUUUUAUUUUUUUAAAUAUAAUUUAUUUAAUAGCCUAUAUGUGAUCAAUAAAUGGCCUUUGCCUACCUAAAGAAAAACUAACUCAGAACUCUGAUAUGUUAACGGUACUAAAUAAAUAAGUCAGUAAAUCCAUUCAUACACACAUAAACAAGUUAAUACAUUAACCGUGUAAAGAAAAGAUUUAGAUGGAAAAAUAUCUGUAGAGAAUUUCUUUGUCCAGUAUUCUGCAUUCAGUUGUUUAUGUUUUUGCAGAAUCCAGUAUUCCACACUGGUUGGCCAUUACAUUUUAUUAGUAUGGUUUCACUGUUUAAAAUGAUGCCACAUUUUUUUAGACAGAACCUGUGAUCAUAAAACAAUACAGAACUCUUAGUUUUGUGUUAAUAAAGCACUUAAAGCUUUAAGUAUGACUAAAUGCUUUUUCCAAAAUUAAAUAAACCACUCCUUGGGUGGUUGUGGCCCCGCGUUUGGGAAAGUUGGAAAGAUAUUCACAGAUUCAAACUUCCAGCAUCAAUAACUCAUUAGAUGUAGGUUGUCAAAACAUAAACGAUGCCUCUUUCCCAUCGUUGUAAGGCAGAUGUUGUGCUACACGCCCAGUUUUAUCAAAAGUAGCUGUCUUUCAAGUUGCAGAAACGUCUGUCUAAUGAGUUAUUGAUGCCGGAAGUCUGAAUCUGUGAAUGUCUUUUCAAUUUUACUGAACUGUGGCCCCGAGGAGUCAUGGUGGGCGUCCUUUAUUUUCUUUUCUGAAAGGUGGCAACCCUAGUCAUGGGUCAGACUCAAACCCAUAACCGCUGCAUCUGGAACGAUAGUACAUAUGUAUGGGUCGCCCGCUCAGCCAGCUGAGCUAUCUGGGAGCCCAUUUUGUGGAUUUUUUUUUUUUAUGGAUUAUGGGGGUCCUCGGUUUACGACGUCCUCGACCUAUGGCGUUUCGUCGUUAUGUCGGAACUAGUUACAUGGAACUAGUUGGCUAGCGGAGCUGACAAAUACAUCGUCACAUGACACUAUAUGACCCCCCAGUAUUUAUUUAAAAGGGGUAGUCUUUUGUUUAAAAGUAUGCAGACCUUAUAAUGAAGUACAUUGCCUGUUCAGCAUAUUUUAUUGUAGGUCUUCAGGGGUAGUCUUUACAAACUCUUCAUACCUGCAUUUGGACAGUUAGUCCCAUGCCUCUGAGGACCCAUCUAUACAAUGCCAUCGUAAUAUCUCUACACAGAUUGCCAAUGGGACUCUGAGCAUUGGCUGGGCCACUCGAAGACACUGUUUCAUUGAUAUACCUAACAAUUGUCAUUGUUCCAAAAACGCCUCACAUGCAUGCUGCAGUAAUGCUGGCUAGGCGGCUCUGUACAGAGAAGUCUGUAGUCUCCACUCAGGUACUGCAGCGCAGCAGCUCAGACAGGUGUUCAAAAAAUGACUGAGUGAAAUCUGUGCUCUAAUGUUGGAUUAACCAAAGUUGUAACCAAGAAGUUUGCUCUGCAUGGGCUGUGAGUACAGUUUUCUACAUAUGUAGUUUUCUGUGACAAAGCAUUUUAAAUAUUGAUAUUUUAGUUUAGAUCAUGUUCACGUAAUUGUAGAAAGUCAAAAUCAUAAAUGUAACUAUUAUUUGUUUAAUUGUGCAGGCCUACCUUCUCACUUUUCUGACCAAGGUCAUCUUUGGCUGUUUACUCUGUUAGAAUGCUCAAUACUAAGAGUCCUGGUAGUUCAAAAUUUCUUUCAGUUCCUUUCAGUUUGUGUAUUAGUUUUGUCAUCGUAGUCUACAGAUGUUCAAUCAAUUGAAGACGCCCAUGAGACCCAGUGAAAAGGAUAAUUAAAGCAAACAGGAUGAGUGAGUGAAGAUGGAUGUUUUCAGUUUUUCAUUUUUAGCACAUUUGACAGAAAGAGUCUCUUAAAGCAUGUUUUUGUUUUGUCUUUAUAGCGUAUCUAUGUUAAAAGACAGACAAAAAAUGGCAGUUUUGUCCAUUUAAAGGAACAACACAUGAAAAUGUACAGACAGUGCAAGAGUCUAAAUACUUUCUGAAUUCACCCUGAGUUCAGAAUCACAUUGGCAGUCUUUGGGUUAAGAUGCCAACAAUGAAAUGCCAGUGUCUCCAGCCAGUGUCCAUAUGGCUUUUUUGCAUGCUAUUCCUCAUCUUUCCUCAGUUCAUGUCAUCCCUUGUUAUUAUAAUUAUUAUGUCUUUGUAAUAAAUAAUACUAAAAAUGUAAACAUAAAAUGUUCAAAUAUGUUUGUGAUUACUGAAUUUAAUCCACUUUCUGUAUUUUUGAAAGAUUCUUUGGUGCUUAUUAUUGAGAAAAUUUAAGUAUUAACAUAGUGGCGGGUUUAGCAGUGAAGGAAACAUUUUUUUCUCAGGAGGUGGUGGAGGCUAAACCAGAGCUCAAAGCAGAAUACCUUUUCAGAAUAAUUAUUCAUCAUAUGAACACAAAUCAGAAAUCAGUUCUAAUGUUGCUUUGUGUCUGCAGUAUUGUAGAUUUGUUCUGAGUGAAAGUACAGUCCAUCUCUUGUUUGUAUUGUAGCAAUAACAUGUUGAGCUUUCUUUUACAUUAGGAGAGACAAUAAGAACACAUAGAAAGUUGAAUAUUUAUUUAUUUGUUUAUUUAUUUUUGCCCCUUCAAAUCUCUAUUUUUGUAAUAAUGACUGAAGCACUUCUGAAUAAAAACUCUGGACGGGAACAUGCAAAAAGCAGCACUUUAAAUCAAGCUGUCAUUCAUCAUUGCUCAUGAAGUUACCACCCAUGGCAUGGCUGCUUGAAAACAAAUAUCACACAGAAUAUUCAGGACUCAGAAGAAUACAGUCUGCUCAAAACGUGCAUCCUUACCUGAGAGCCACUACACUAUCCUAGUAUCCUAGAAGAGAAGAAUUGUACAAAUGUAUAUGUUAAAAUUACAUAUAUAUAUAUAUAUAUAUAUAUAUAUAUAUAUAUAUAUAUAUAUAUAUAUAUAUAUAUAUGAGUAAAAAGGAGUUCUGUUAGUGUUUUUAUGCUCAGUCUUGUGACUAGUGACAUUCAUGUUAUGUUCAUAUUUAAGUUCCUUACCUUGCUCUGUAUUCCCUGUCCUCCUCAAUUGUGCUUGUUCUGAGAUAUAGGUUACAAACUUUUCUAAAUUUGUGGUUUUAUAGCUUUUAAACCGCUCUGUCAUGAUUUUUUCUUGGUUCUGGUGGAAUAUUUUGUAUGGAUGUUGUUGCUCUUCUUCUAAGUCAUUUUUUAUUUACAUGAUUCAAUUUUCUUUAUGAAAUUUCCCUUGUUUACAUCUUAAGUUCAAACAGUGACCUUUUACACUGUAGGAAAAUAAAAAGAACUUUACAGCCUUUGAAUAAAAAAUAUUUUAAAAAUA